ACAUCAGACAAGGUGUUUAUGUUUGUAUGUUUUUUUUGUGUGGUGCAAGCACGAGAAGAAUUCAAAAAUAAAGUUGUUGUGUUGUUAUAGUUCAUUCACGGAUUUAUAUAACGAAGCAACGAUGGCCCUCGCAACUACAAGAGAACGGCGUAACAAUGCUGGCAACCGCAUGGCAAAAUUGCUGAAUGAGGAAGAGGAAGAUGAGUUCUACAAGACCACAUAUGGUGGAUUCAGUGAAAAUGAAAAUGAUGAUGAUUAUCAAUCUGAAGAAGAAGCAGAGGAUGAAGUUGACUCAGAUUUCAGUAUUGAGGAAAAUGAUGAGCCUAUAUCUGAAAAUGAAGAUGACCAGCCUAAGAAGAAGAGGAGGCUGGUGACAAAGGCUUAUAAGGAACCACGUGUGGUCUUGCGAAAAGUAGACAAGCAGCCUCAAGAUGACAAGCCACCUACAGAAGAGAAAAAAGAGGAAAAAAAGCCAAGGAGGCGGCGGAGGCAGUUUAAAGAAAACCUGGAGAACUACGAAAGGAAGUCUAUCCGGCGUUCAACUUUAGCAAAAUCGGCAGCGACGUUACAGAGGAUGAAGGAUCGCGAUGAAGAGGGUCGAAGGCGGAAGCGUAAAGGUCCUCGAAGUUGGGAGUUCUACCAGCCGACGCAGGAGGAGCUGCUGGAAGAAGCCAAGAUCACAGAGGAGGAGAACCUCCUGUCACUGGAGAAGCACCAGAAAUUGGAACUCGAGAAGAAGAAGGCCCGUGCCGUUAAGAAGGCAUUUGUUGGACCGAUGAUUCGCUACCACUCUGUAACAAUGCCGCUGAUAAGGGUGAUACAACUGAAGCAAGAGAAUCCUGAAACUGUUAAUGAACAGAAUAGUUCCAGUGAAAAUGUCAAAACAAAAGAAGAUCCAGCUACACCAAAACAGGAUCCUCCUACAUCUCCUUUGGCCAUCCCUCUCACGAAGGUCAAAGAGGAGGUCGAUCCAGACAAGGUCGACAGUCAAGCGAAAGAUGACAAGAAAGAAGACAAGAAAGAUGACAAGAAAGAUGACAACGAAAUGGACAUCAUAGUCGAAACUCCAGAUGACAGCUCAGCAGACGAGUCUGGAAAAGAAAAAAAAUCUGUGCCAGAAAGACUCACCCAAGUCGAGGGGAAGUAUGAGAGGACGUUUAUCACUUUUUCAGACGAGCCUGUCUUCCAAAGCGUGUUCACCAGUAACAAGCCACGCCCUCAUCACAAGAACCUCUGUCCCAUAACCAGGCAACCGGCACGCUACUUCGAUCCCGUGACACAACUGCCGUUCGGGAACGUGCAGGCGUUCCGCAUCCUGCGUGAGGCCUACUACAGCCAGCUGGAGUCGCGGGCAGAGGCGGCAGCUGCCGCGACGGGACCGGACCGCAAGGAGCCCGAGCCGGAGCUGGCGCGCUGGCUGGCUUGGAGGCGGCGGUUGCGCGAGGCGCGAAACUCGCUGCUUGGCCGUACGGUGCGCACCGCCACCCAGAACCAGCAGCAGGCUCAGGGACAGCAGCAGCCAGCAGGCGAGAGGACUGUGCCAGCACUGACAACAGGUGCACCAAAUAUUGCAGCGCUGUUGCAACAGAGCCAGCAGAAGCAGCAGCAACAACAACAACAACUACUAUUACUACAGCAGCAGCAGCAGCAACAACAGCAGCAGCAGCAACAGCAACAACAACAACAACAGAAACUGCAGCAGCUGGUGCAGGUGGUGCAGCGCCCCAUGCAGCACACACAGCAGACGCAACACACACAGCAGCAGCAGCUGCAGCUGCAGCAGCAGCAGCAGCAGCCACAACAGCAGGCGGUGGCACAGCUGGCAGGGCAAAUUCCGGCACUGGCAUCAGUACCAGUGCUGCAGCAGGUUAUCACGAUCCCCACACAGCUGCAGAACCCCACCUAGGUCGCCAUCACGCUGUGUGGCGGACCGCCCGGGGCGGGGUUCCCGGCUCCUCCUCCUAGUUGUCCUCGGACAGUUCCAGAUCACUGUUGUCAUCUCGAAGUGUUUGCUGUAAUGAAUGUACUGCAAAUCUGCUACUGGUGCCACUAUCGCCGAUGUACUGGGACCGUAAGGUGUCGCAGUUUAGCUUUUGCAGAAUAUAUGUACUAACCGAUAUGUGGAAUAUUCAAACCUGACUGUCAUAAAUAUUGCCCUGUCAACUGAUUUUACCAGUAGCUAGAUGGAAGAGAGGUCACAGUUGCAAUUCAGCAGUUUAAGAGAAACUUUCAGCUUGGUCAGUUAAAUUCGACUGUGCCACCUUUUUUGGACAUUAACUCCGAAUACUGUUGUUUCAGUUUAUUUAACUCCAAUAAAUUUAUGUACCUUGAAAGAGUACAUUGUACACUCUGAAUAAUAACAGGUGUAUUAGUUCAAACAAUUUAUGUCAGCCUUCUUACAUUGGAUUUCUCUUUACUUUUACUGCGAUAAUUGUUAUCAUUUUGAAGAUCUGUUUGCAAAUAAUCUUUACACAAAAUCUUUUGGGAUUGUUCCCUCGCUGAUACACUGUGAUAUAAUCGUGACUUCCACACAGAAUAAGACAGAGUACACCGAGUCCUUGAAGUCUGUGAUGUACAGUCCCUGUAGUGUGCUGUUCUAACAAGUAGAAACAGGUUGGGUAGAAAACUUGCCACCCGGUAUGAUGCGCCUCCAAGAAUUACACCCACUCACAGACGAUUUAUAUUAACAAGUCUUUCAAAACACACACAAAUACAAUUGAAUCUCACUGGUAUAUAUAAAUACAAAAAUAUGUAAUCUGAUAGAUAAAAAAUCUACUCACCAAGCGGCGGCAGAACACGAACGUAAAAGACUGUUGUAAUUGGCAAGCUUUCGGAGCCAGUGGCUCCUUCUUGAAGUAGAAGGGUUGAAGGGGAAGGAAGAAGGGUGAAGGAAAGGAUUGGAGAGGUCUAUAAUUGAUCGUUUUUUUGUUAUAACUACAAAAAUAAACAUAUCUAUUACCUGUUUUACUAAAUUUUUUAGAUCAGUCAUUGAUCAGCGGUAGAACUUCUUGUGGCAAGGGCUCUGAGAGUCUCGUUCCACUGCACAUACUUCUUAUCUAAACCACAUGGUCAAAAACUAAUCAUAUUAAAUGACACAUUUCAGUAGAGCAAGCUUCCACUGUCAGACAUGGACACCAUCUCAAAAAUCAGAAUAUCUCGUCACAUAAAAGCUACAGAUUGGAUAACCAUAAAAAUAAUUUCAAAUUAAGUUCUACUGUGCAUCUGUAGUUGGUAGCUCGUGUUAUCCGACUCCUCGUCUCGGCUUUCGGCAGCUUGUCUUCCUGUGUGUCCAAUAUACUGUGACUGACAAGAAACACCACUUGUGCACAUCUGGAGCUCAAGUCAUUUAACUCUGUUUUUAUGCAAGUGAUUUCAAGGUGAUUAAUAUUGUAAGUGUAGUUGAGAUGAAAUAUUGUCUGAAAUUGUUAGAUAAUUAAUGGAGUUGUUUACACACUUCGCGCAUGAUAUGAGAUGAUGUCAUAGCUGUGGUGAGAUUGCCUACUGUAAGUGCUGCUAAAGCAAAACAUUCGUUAGAGACUGCCAGUUUUUCAACUCCAUCAUUUGUUUUGUAGCUGUCACAGAAACAGGUGACCCAUCAGAGAACAAUUUGCAUUACUGGUUUCUCCUUAUGAGAAAUUCCCUUUUUGAAAACGAAGGUGUACUUUAGUGAAACUGUAAGACGAAUAUACAUAUGGUUUACAGUCACAACAAAAAAUAAUUUCUGCUUUUAAGGUGUGUAUAUCUGCUGUGGUUAUGCUGCUUUGUGGCAGGAAACAAUCUGGUUUUGUUGUAAUCUCAAAGAUGAAGACUGGUUAAUCAAAGAUAAAGACUGGUCAAACAUUCUUGCAUCAUGUAUAUUUUCUGUAAAUAAAGGAAUUUUGAGUCAGUAA
Molecule: messenger RNA, 3890 nt
Organism: Schistocerca americana (American grasshopper)
Lineage: Eukaryota; Metazoa; Arthropoda; Insecta; Orthoptera; Acrididae
Product: polycomb protein Asx-like
Exons: 9
Coding region: 122-1906 (594 amino acids)
Biological process (GO): regulation of DNA-templated transcription; chromatin remodeling
Cellular component (GO): nucleus
Molecular function (GO): ATP-dependent H2AZ histone chaperone activity
Source: RefSeq, a predicted model, not a curated record